AUCAAGCGCCCUCUGAAUGCAUUCAUGCUUUACCGCAAGUUCUAUCAAGACGUUGCCAAAACGUGCUGCACUAAGAACAACCAUCAACAAGUUUCGACAGUUUGUGGAGAAUCUUGGAAACGCGAGCCGAAGAAUCUCAAGGGCGACUUUAUCCGUCUGGCCGCGGAGGAGAGGAGAAUGCACGUAGAGGCUUUUCCCUCAUACAAAUAUGAUCCU
Messenger RNA from Trichoderma atroviride IMI 206040, 216 nucleotides. The record is from RefSeq and is a predicted model, not a curated record. Lineage: Eukaryota; Fungi; Ascomycota; Sordariomycetes; Hypocreales; Hypocreaceae.